Papilio machaon (common yellow swallowtail) is the source of this 3301-nucleotide messenger RNA. Its product is annotated as thrombospondin type-1 domain-containing protein 4. Gene Ontology annotation, molecular function: metalloendopeptidase activity. Gene Ontology annotation, cellular component: extracellular matrix. Gene Ontology annotation, biological process: extracellular matrix organization. The coding region runs from base 366 to 2822 and encodes 818 amino acids. The record is from RefSeq and is a predicted model, not a curated record. The transcript has 17 exons. Lineage: Eukaryota; Metazoa; Arthropoda; Insecta; Lepidoptera; Papilionidae.
GGCGGAGUACACACGUGCCGUAUAGUUUUCCGACGCGCUCUCCACGCGGUUCGCACUUCGUAAUUAAACACGAUACCAAACUUCAAAGACAAGAACUUUUUCAUAAGUUUUUUAACACAAUUUUCUAUGGUUACAAUAAUUUAAACAUUUUCUAGUUUGUGAUUAGAUUGUGAAUGAUUAUCCUGUGAUCCGAGAAUUAAAAGAUCCACAAGAAGAUGAGUUAUCAUUCAAAGAUACGAAAAUGUCAAUUGAAGGAAUCACUUAAUUGAAUGACAUUUAUCCAUGUAAUUAAUAUCAGUUUAGUGUUGUGUUACAUAUUAAAACAUAAGUGAUACGCUAGUGUAUGUGAAAGUAUCUUCAUAAAUAUGGCGCUUCAAGGGCCUCUUCUGUUCUACGUAUUCACAACAUUAAUCACAGUUUGUACGAGGCAACCAUUAACAACUGCACUGUUGACUAGCACUGAAGUCGGUCCAGCGGUUGAAACGACUCAGGGUAUGCGAACAAAUAGUACAAUGUUCGCGUGGAGCUCGUGGGGCGCAUGGGGCGCGUGCUCGCGCACGUGCGGUGGUGGCGUGGCCGUGCAGGAGCGACAGUGUCUGCCGCGGGACCCCACAAGAUGGCGUCGCAGCAGGAAGAGAAGAAAGCUGACGAGAAGCGUUGAUUUCAUCCGGCGGUCUAGGAACGUUAUCACAAGACCGGAACCGGACUGCGUGGGCCUGGGGCGCCGCUACCACGAGUGCAACACCGCGCCAUGUCCCGGCAGCAAGAGGGACUCGCGAGCCGAGCAGUGUGCGGUAUACGACCGCAGGCCCUUCCGAGGUCGCUUCUACACCUGGGUGCCUUAUGUCGAUGGAAAUGCUCCUUGCAUUCUCAACUGCAGACCACGUGGGCAGCAGUUCUAUGCCUCAUUAGCGCUUGUAGCAGACGGCACGCCCUGCACUAAGCCGGGAUUCAGAGCAAUUUGCGUGCAAGGAAGCUGUAAGGUGGUAGGCCGUGAAAGUGUCCUUGCUUCGACGGCCAACCGCGAGCUACGGUGCGGCCGGCGGCUGGUGUCGGGGCUGUUCACGCGGCCGCGGCUGCCGCUCGGCUACUCGCACGUGGCCACUGUACCGCGCGGUGCCUGCCGCCUCAACGUCUCCGAGAUACUUCCUAGUGACAAUUAUAUCGCGUUGAGGGUGACGAAUGGAUCAUACAUUGUAAACGGCGACUUCGCGGUGAGUGCGCCCGGGACAUACGAGGCGGCGGGCGCGAGGUUUCUCUACUCACGUAACGCUGGUCUCGAUAAUGUUUUCGCCAUGGGACCUGUACAUCAAUCCAUCGAUAUAAUGGUGUUAUAUACACAACCAAAUCCAAACAUAAAGUACGAAUACCUGACUGAUUCACCACCCGAAGAUACUUCGAACGACAUCCCGAUCACGAGCGUACACCACCAGAAUGCGCGGCAUCAUCGCCACCACGCCGACUCACAUACCAGGGCUCUAGACAAAUCUGAACCGUCCCUUGCCAAGCAGCCAGAGUUCUCCUCGGUAGAGAGCCAAUAUCAAAUAGACAGUAACGUCAUUGGAGACAGAAAGUUUGUCUGGAAAGUGGUAUCGUUUACACAAUGUACGCGGACAUGCGGCGGAGGGCUGCAGAUUGGUAAAUACAAGUGCGUGGAAGUAGGCGAUAAAGACAGGGAAGUGUCGCCAGCACAUUGCUCUGGCAGCUCGCCCCCCGCAAGGCGCAGACGCUGUGGAACGGCACCCUGCCCACCAAGGUGGAGGGCCGCCGCCUGGGGGCCCUGCCCUGUCUGCGGUCCCGCUCAUCGUACCAGAAUUGUCGGCUGUGUACAAGAUCAUGCAAGAGGAAUUACUAAGAUAAGCGAUCAAAAAUGUCCCCUACCGAUGCCACCGAGCAGUGAACCGUGUGAUAUACCGAACUGUGACGGCACGGCUGUCAAAACGAAUACGGAGGCGCGUCUAGACGCGAGGCGUCAGGUGCGCCCCAAGGAUCGCACAGAGACCUUCCGAGAGGGACCAGUCAUAUCCCUCGCUGCGAACGUGACGGAGAACGAAGUCACACCUACCAUGGAUUCGUCGUCAUUUAGUUAUAGCGCACCAGGAGGAUGGCUUUACACUGAAUGGUCCGAGUGUGUGGGGUGGUGCGUGGGUGGCGGAGUGCAGUCCCGCGGCGUGCGCUGCGCGGACCCCACUGGCUGCUCCUCUCACAGAGCACCGCACGCGUCGCAAGCUUGCACUCCCAAGAAGCAGUGUGAUGCGCAGUGGUUCACUGGCGAGUGGUCACCAUGCUCCGCGGCUUGCGGCGGCCGACAAGUGCGUGGUGUGAUCUGCGUAGGCGGCAACGGCAGGAGACUUCGUGACGGCUCUUGUCGCACGCCGCGCCCUGAAGCUGAACGAGCCUGCGGAGGGACAUGCGCGCCCUCGUGGUACCUUAGUGAUUGGGGAGAGUGCUCUGGUCCCUGCGAAGCGGGCAUUCAAAGCCGCACCGUGUGGUGCUUACGUGGCGGCGAAGCGGGCGCUAGUGGGGCCGCACGGGACGCGGCAUGCGCCGGGUUGCGGCCGCCAGCACGCCGCUCGUGCGUGCCGCCACGAUGUACCACCACACCUGAACUCAAGCCUGCGGUUAUCACGCCUGUGUCGGUUACAGAUCCUCAAAGGGUGACAAGACACCAAAGUCAUAACACACAGAACUUCAAGGAACGAUCGCCGGUGAAAGGUGCGUGUGCAGACAAACUGAGCAACUGCAUGCUAGCUGUGCAGGCGCGGCUCUGUCAUUAUCCGUACUACGCCGACUACUGCUGCCACUCCUGCCACGGACGAUAAAAACUUUACUAUUAUGGUUACGCGUGCGAGUGGAAAGCGAGUAAGGAAGCGACUACACGGGGUUAGACCUAUGACUCAUAGUAUUGUGAUAUAAAAUGUACGCAUAGUGAGUUCUAUGAUCGGUGAAGUACCACACUUAGAUCCGAAUGCACGAGAAAGCAGCAUUUGCCGUUUAAGGCCCUUUACUAACUCUAUGUGUCCAUACCUUUAUGUAAACGCACAAAGAUAGGGUAACGUAAAAGGCCUUUAAAACAAACAGAUGCCAAUCUAAACAGCGAUACACUAAUAUUAUUUAAUUACGUUGUUUACAACUUUAACACAACUGAGUAGAGUUCAUAAUAGCUUACUCAUUUUAUCAUAUGAUAGUUUAGCGAAGAAAUUACAUUCAGUUUCUUUAAGUAUUAGGAAUAGUGUCAUGAUCUCCAGACUAUAGUUGAGUUAUAAAGUAGAUCUGUCAAAGUAAACUGUUCGAAUCGAUU